Messenger RNA from Hyla sarda, 3618 nucleotides. It is a transcript of the gene UGT8, whose product is annotated as UDP glycosyltransferase 8. The coding region runs from base 283 to 1893 and encodes 536 amino acids. The record is from RefSeq and is a predicted model, not a curated record. The transcript has 6 exons. Gene Ontology annotation, molecular function: UDP-glycosyltransferase activity. Lineage: Eukaryota; Metazoa; Chordata; Amphibia; Anura; Hylidae.
AUCAACAUCACACCCAUCGCUCAGGCACAGGCAGGCAGGGGAUUACUGGAACAUCAAGUUGUCAUCUCCACAUGUCUAGCACUGGCCACCUGGCUUGAGGCUUCUUUAUCCUGCAUAAUACAGUACUAGGAGGAACUUUGCCUGCAGCUUCUUUACACCUUGAUCUAAGUCAUUCAGUAGACACACUGCAAAAGCACUCCAGGACCUUUACCCACUGAUCUCACAACCUGUGGAAUCUUUAUUCCUGGUACGUUUACUAGGAAAAGAUCAAUUACAUGAGCCAUGAAGCCUACUACAUCUGCUGCACUGCUCUUCUUGUUCACUCUUGCAAUAACAAAGGCUGCCAAAAUUAUCAUUGUCCCGCCAAUAAUGUUUGAAAGCCACUUGUAUAUAUUCAAAACGGUGGCCACUGCUCUUCAUAAAAUAGGCCAUGAAUCUGUCUUCCUGGUUUCGGAAGGAAGGGACAUACCACCAUCAAGUUAUUACCAAGUUCAGCGUUAUCCAGGGAUUUUUAAUAGUACCUCAUCCGAUGAAUUUCUGCAGUCUAAGAUGAAAAAUAUAUUCUCGGGGAGCAUCACAGCAUUAGAAAUGUUUGAUAUUCUUGAUCAUUAUUCCAGCAAUUGUGACAUUUUGGUAGGAAACCAAGAGGUUAUGCAGCGUCUAAAGAAAGAAAACUAUGAUAUGGUGAUUGUCGAUCCAAAUGAAAUGUGUGGAUUUGUCAUAGCCAAUAUUUUGGAUAUUAAAUAUGUAGUGUUCUCUACUGGACUUUGGUUCCCUGUUGAGGUUGGCGCCCCUGCACCUUUAUCUUAUGUCCCAGAAUUCAACUCACUUCUCACUGAUCGUAUGAACUUACUGGACAGGAUUAAAAAUACAAUUAUUUAUUUAGUCUCCCGAUUUGGAAUACAUUUUAUUGUCCUACCUAAAUAUGAUAGAAUAAUGAGGAAGUACAAUAUUUUGCCAGCAAAAUCUAUGCAUGAAUUAGUACAAGGAUCCUCACUUUGGAUGCUUUGCACUGAUGUUGCACUGGAAUUUCCUAGACCAACCCUACCACAUGUUGUAUAUAUUGGAGGAAUUCUCACCAAACCAGCCAACCCGCUACCAGAGGAUUUUCAGACGUGGGUGGACAAUGUGGAUGAACAUGGCUUUGUACUGGUCUCAUUUGGGGCUGGAGUAAAAUAUCUAUCUGAAGACAUAGCUGAGAAACUAGCAGGAGCCCUUGCCAAACUGCAUCAGAAAGUCCUCUGGAGGUUCACAGGACCCACACCAAGAAAUCUAGGUAACAACACAAAACUGGUGGAAUGGCUACCUCAGAAUGACUUGCUUGGACAUCCUAAAAUUAAGACCUUCCUAAGCCAUGGAGGCCUGAAUGGUAUUUUUGAAGCCAUGUACCAUGGAGUUCCAGUAGUUGGAAUUCCUCUGUUUGGAGACCAUUAUGAUACUAUGACCAGAGUGCAGGCUAAAGGCAUGGGGAUCCGCCUGGAUUGGAGUCAGAUGACACAAGAUAGUAUAUACAAGUCCCUGUCAGAUGUUAUUCAUUAUCCAAGUUAUCGACAGCAAGCACAGAAGCUUUCAAAAAUUCACAAGGAUCAGCCAGGUCAUCCUGUCACCAGAGCUGCUUCUUGGAUAGAUUACGUCAUCUGUCACAAUGGAGCUGAACACCUUCGUGCUGCUACCUAUGACAUUUCUGUUUUUCAAUACUUCUUGGUUGAUAUUGUAUUACUCACAGUGGUUGUUGUUAUUUUAUUGUGGUAUGUGCUUUCAAGAAUCAGGAGAUACCUGCGGAAGAACAAAGUUCCAGACCAUAGCACCACCAAUGGAUUCUACCAUAAUGGUAUAGCAAACGGAAAACACAAAAAGAUUGGUCACAUUAAGCACAAAGAGAAAGUGAAAUGAACCAGUGUAAGCCGAAAACUGAAGGAACCACUUUAACAUGGAUUCUACUUUUUAGUCAGUGCUAAUGGAAUCUAUACUGCAGCAAUGGAAACACCCUUGUAUAGUAGGCCUCAGCAAAACACAUCAAUGGCCAUUGCUUUCAAUCAUUAUUUAUUCCAAGGUUUUUUCCUUUAUUUACAGUCAAUGUGCUUUAGCCUUUCCAAGCACUGAAUGACUUGAAGUUUAAUCCAGGCUAAUGAUUCUAAACAAGCUAUCUCAUCAUCUGCAAUUCUGCAUCUCUCAAUAAUUUCUAUCAAAAACAUUAUUUUUUUUUUUUUUGCUAACACAUGCAUAUUUCACUACCAGAAUAUCAAGAACUGUGUGAAUAAUCUACUUUUUUUAAUAGAUACUAUGUGAGUGUGUUUGUCUCCCUUUUAAUAUGUUGUCCAUGGAUAGUAUUUUGAAUAAUUAUAUUCAUCUGGGCUUAAACCACUAUUUAUAAAAAUGCAUGGGAGUUUAUAUGUCAGCUGUCAUAUAGCUCCAUUUGAAUUCCUUGUUAUUGUUUUUAUGUGUGCCUAAACUUAACACAACUUAGAAACAGUAUUUAUAUAGUAAAUUUAAAUUUUUUCAUGUUUAAUAUCCUAAACCCAAAAUAGGAUAUAACAAAUCAAUUGGAUAAAUUAAAUAACAGAAAAUCCUCUAAAAAAAUUAUGCAUACUUCUUAGAUAUGCUUAGCCAGCACAGUAACAAAUCAAUUGGAUAAAUUAAAUAACAGAAAAUCCUCUAAAAAAAUUAUGCAUACUUCUUAGAUAUGCUUAGCCAGCACAGUAAAAAGGAGGUUAUUUGUAUACACAAAAAAAUCUAUACUACUUACCUUCCUUGCUUCCCUGUCGCCACUGCAACUGAACCCUUGUCCCAAAGCACAGUACUUCCAAGUUAGAGGUCUGCAGGAGGCAAUGUCUUGUGUUGACUCUGAUUGUGGAAAUGCUGUGCAUUAGGACAAGGGCUCCAUGACAGUGGUGGCUAGGGAGCAAGGAAGGUAAGUAUAAUUUAUUUUUUAUUUUACCACCUGUUUAAGCACAUUGUUUUUAAAAUUUUCCCUGGACAACCCCUUCAUGCAUGUCAUAAGCAAAUAUUAUUAAUAACCAGGGAGAAAGAUAAAUACGAUUUCUACAGAUACGUUGCACCAAUUAAUUGAUUUUCAUACCAAAAGCAAAUUUCUUUUUGUCCAAAAUCACCAGCUCACCUGCCUACCAUCUUAACAUCAUCACGUUUAGGUCUCUGGUGAGUUAGUUAAUAAUUUUCAUGUCAAUUGGCUACCAUUAUAAAAAAAAAUGUGUGUUGUGCUUUUUUUAUACAGUUACAAAAAUGAUUAUGCUAAUGUGCACAUUCCUGAAAGAAGCCAAAAAAGUGCCCUUUUGGAUUCCACGAAGUAAAUAGAGCCCUGCAGAAAUGUUUAACAUAUACACCAUAAGUUUUCUAGGUUUGUAGGCUAAACAUAGAGCACAGAUGCAGUGUCCUCAGGCUUGCUAUCAGAAAAAGACAGAAUAAAGGUCAAUACUCAUAUAGAUUCAAUUUAGGCAUGUGUGAAAUAUAGUGGUUGCACUUCACCUAGGAUGUGAUGCCUUAUUUAUGGGUGAUGACUUAUUUGUCUCAUAGCAUGACACCAGUACUAUAAAUGGCACAUAAUAGAUGAGGGCCCCAGUACAGAUUUGUCAUCUGGAUGCAGGAGCUUCCAGUUAUUUA